Messenger RNA from Arvicanthis niloticus (Nile rat), 4714 nucleotides. RefSeq names its product zinc finger protein 280B-like. Lineage: Eukaryota; Metazoa; Chordata; Mammalia; Rodentia; Muridae. The record is from RefSeq and is a predicted model, not a curated record. Gene Ontology annotation, biological process: regulation of DNA-templated transcription. Gene Ontology annotation, molecular function: DNA-binding transcription factor activity, RNA polymerase II-specific; RNA polymerase II cis-regulatory region sequence-specific DNA binding.
GCCGGGGCUUUGCCGUUGGAGCGGCCGGGAGCCCCCCGGAGGUCGUGGUGUGGGGCUUCCCGCGCAGCGCCUCGCGGGCCGGGGCGUCCGGGGAGGCUCCGGUACGCUGGCGGGGAGGUGGCAGUGUGUGUGGAGGAGGUGGCACACCCGUCGGGAGCCACAUUAGAAAUGGAGCAGCCAUUCCUGUUAGAUGAUGAAGAACAAGAUCCAGAACCACAGCAGAGUUCACAAGAACCCAUCCAAGUCCAUGAUGCUGAUGCCGACGCCGACGAAGAUGCCGAGCUGAUCUUCGUAGGGGUGGAGAACGUGAAAGAAGACGCCGAGCUGAUCUUUGUGGGAGUAACUUCAACUUCCCAACCAGCCAACUCGAACAUUCUAAACAGAGUCACCCCAGGUUCACGGUUAAAAAGAAAGCAUAGCCGGCUUAGAGAGGCCACGACUCCAAGAUUGCAGCCCUCACGACCUGCCGCCCCCACAUCAGAGGCAGUGAUUGUCUUGCCGGCGUCUCCAGUUGAAUCAAGAUCAACAGAUAGUCCUAUUAUUAUUGAGCCUUUGUCCGAGUCUGAUGAUAAAAGUAAUUCACCACAAGCUGUGCCUAGUAACUCUUCAAAGUGUUGCUCACCUCUGGUUACACUCUCAAGUUCAGAGAAUAGUCCGGCGAAGGCAGCGCUUUCAGGAGGAGGUUUGAAUGAAAGUUUGUAUGUAUCAAAGUGCCAUUUUUCCAUAAAUCCACAGAGGCCUGAACGUAGUAUUGAGAUUGUAGAAGACCUGUCUUCAGCUUUGCCCCCUUCAGGUACCUUGCAUACCUCGAGUGCGCAACAGAGGACACCUUCCUUUGAUGCUCCCAACUCACUGAGCCGUUUUGUGAAUGGGGCACCUCUUUCAGAGGGCUCUGUCCACCCUCGCCAGGACAGUGGAUUGAUGGAAGUGGACAUUUCAAAUCCUGCAAGUCAAGAGACUUUUGAUCCCAAGAAAGGAAGUUUGACCCUGUUACUUAGUGACUUUUAUUAUGGACAGUAUAAAGGGGAUGGGAAGCCGGAGCAGAAGACUCACACAACCUUUAAAUGUCCCAGCUGCUUGAAAGCUCUAAAAAAUGUUAAAUUUAUGAACCAUACCAAGCAUCAUUUGGAGCUCGAGAGGCAGGGCAGUGAUGACGCCUGGGAGAGCCACACCACCUGUCUCCGCUGCCACCGCCAGUUUGCUUCCCCUUUCCAGCUGGAGUGCCACAUCGACCGUGUGCACACGGCUCCAGACCCUUCUGUGGUCUGCAAAAUCUGUGAAUUGUCAUUUGAGACAGAGCAAGCCCUCUUACAGCACAUGAAAGAUAAUCAUAAGCCUGGGGAAAUGCCCUAUGUGUGCCAGGUCUGUAAGUACAGGUCCUCUGUCUUCGCGGAUGUGGAAACACAUUUUACAAAGUGCCACGUAAACACUAAGAACCUGCUUUGUCCAUUUUGUCUUAAGAUCUUCAAAACUGGGAUGCCGUACAUGUGCCAUUACAGGGGCCACUGGGAAAGGAUCGGCCACCAGUGCUCCAAGUGCCGGCUGCAGUUUUUAACCUUCAAGGAGAAAAUGGAGCAUAAGACCCAGUGCCACCAGAUGUUUCAGAAGCCUAAGCAGCUGGAAGGGUUGCCUCCUGAGACGAAGGUCGUGAUCCAGGUGUCAGUGAAGCCUGUUGAGUCGGAUUCUGGGAAAGUAGCCUCAAUCACUGUGAGCACAACCGACUGGGAGCCAUCCUACCCCAGAUCUCAAGGCAGACUCUCAAAAAAGUCCCGUUAAUUCUAAUCUAAGUCCCAAUCCAAACCCUUCAGAGAGACGGGAGUACAAACCCAUACAUCGGUUAAUCACUGGUGCCCAAGAUGCUGAACUGAUGAACAGAUCUUUUUCCCUUGAUUUGGAGAUAAUGCAGGGUUUUGUCUGUUUUCUGAGGGUGUCUUUUGUUCUUAUUUGGCGCUGGAGUUGGAUCCAAGGCUUCACACACAAUAAGCAAGCUCCAUCACCCCAGUCCCCAGCUACAGCAUUUUCUGAGUGAACAGUGAGUGUUAUUUAAAAUACAUCUGGUUUUCAUAUUAAGUGUUUGACUUAACACAAGGAAGGUGUCUAUAUCCCCGUGAAUGGAAAACAAGUUAAAACCGAUUUAUUAGUAUUUCAUAUAAGUCUAAAGUUUGAGAGCUCUUUUAUGUGAAGGUUUGAAGUUUGGUGGGCUCACACGGCCCCACCUCUCCCUGAAGAUCUACAGGCAGUUAAUGCUUGCUAUAGGAGGGAGAGAGCCUUCUUAAGUGGUAUAGCAUGGGUAAGUGGACAGAUACACGUCCUUCUCAGUCUUGAAGCCAAAGGAAUCCUGCCUGAAUGUCUUUACCUAAAAGAGUAUCCAAGCCAUUUCUGUUUGUGAAAGGCCCCUGUAAUCAUUAAAGCACAGCUGUGUGUAGUCUCAGCGCCACGUGAAACAGUGAUGGUAGUUAGAAGACAGACACGGAGUCGAUGACCACGGACUUUGUUCUGCUUGAUGCUUAGGGUAGCUAGAGUUACCCACUCUCGGUUCCCUUUUGGCUAUGUUUGAAGAACUGGCCAUAUCCUCCUGGGCCACAGCAGUAAAGCAAGUUGUCCCCGAGGAAAGAAGGCUUGUCAUUUGUCUUAUGAAGUGUAUUGAACCUGAGUUAAAACUGAAAAGGUUUGGAAAAAAUGGCAUCUGUCCUGUCUGUGGCCGGGCCUGAACUUAGUUCUACCCUCAAGCUGUAAUAGGAACUUGCCUAAUGAUAUUGGACAUAGCACAAAAACCCAACUAGGGUGACUAGGAUUCAAACCCUCUAUGGGGUCUUCGUUUUCCAGUCCAUGUGUGUGUAUCUUGAGUGAUUGAAUAUGUGAAGCUUGCAAUUUGAUGCCCUGGUGCUUUCCCCCCCCCCCCCCUUGGUGCUAGGGAUUAAACACAGGGCCUUACAUGUACCACACAAGGGCUCUGCCAUUGAACUAGAUCCCUAGUCACAAUUUGUGUCUUGUCUCCUAUUUAAGUGAUUAUAAUGUCUGUAUAAUCUCCGAGUUGAUCACACUAAUACUGCUUGGGUCUUACUUGAAGCACUUUUGUGUGCAAGAUAAUGUCCUAAAUGAAGACUUGCCUUCUCCUGUCCCUCAUACUACUUAGCUGGUCACUUGCCUGUGGAGGAGCACCUUUACGUUGAACUGUAGAGCAUCCUCUGAGGACUUCAACAACUUCAGUAGCAUUGGCCCUUUCUGUAAAUCUCCAGGGCUGUGUCCUUGAGCCUGGCCUGUCGUCCUUCUCUUGUCCCUCCACCUCCAGCCCAGGUGGCCAGCAGCUGCUGCUCAUCCCUCAAGGAGUCUGGCUGCACGCUGGUAAUAGACACUGGUCUCAAAACUCUUGAGUGUCCUGUUCCUUUCUUUAAAGGUACCUUAUCUUGCUGGGUGUGGUAGCACACACUGGUAAUAGAGCUCUUGGGAGGCUGGGGCAGGAAGAUCUGGAGUUCAGACUCAGCCUGGGCUCUUCAGAGAGUUCCAAAUUACACAGCAAGACCCUGUCCCUGAACAACAAAGGAGGCCGUGGGGACAGGUUCCUUAGAUGUCAAUGUUCCAUAUUUCCUUCCUCAGCUUAGUGAAGUUUCCCUAGAUUCCAUUAAAAAAAAUGGGAAGAGGUUAUCCCCAGGCCGUGCCCUGGCUCUUAAGGCUGAGGGAGACUAGAGGUUGUAUCUUUUGUUUGCUCUGUGCCUGAUCAUUGACUGUGAUCUGCCUCUUGGCUAUUUUGAUGGGCCUUUUCAGUGAUUUUGUUGUUGUUGUUUGGUUGCUUGUUUUUUUGGUUUUUUGUUGUUUUUUUUUUUUUGCCACAUCACACUCUUUACCCCAUACCGUUCCUUUAGGUGUGGAAAGUGUUUAUGUCCCACUUAUUCUGGUGGAAAAUCUGUUGUUUAUGAAAUGAGUCUGCAGGCUUAUGUACUGUCUAUGGUAAAAGUGAGAACCCUCUUAGACCUGUGUUGAUGUCUCCAGCCCGGUCGCUGUAGUUUUCUGUUUCACUAAAAUAAAGCAUGCUCCUAAGGAGCACAGACAGUUGUUUACUGCUGAGGGAGGCCCAGGGCUCUGGCUCCUGCCUACCUGCUUCCCCUGUCCCCUGCCACUGCCCAAACUGACUCCCUGCUACUGCACUGUGUGACCCACUGGCUCUGCCAUUCCUCAGUCAGUUCCUGUUUCCUCCUGAUGCACAGGCUGCUCUCCCAGUGCUUUCUUUCCCUAAGCCUGCAUGGCUGCUACCUCACUUGUGGUUAUUUAAGCUUAUCGAGAUUUUUAGAGUGACUAGAAAUGUCCCCUGUUCCUGAAGCCCCAUUUACCUCUUCUCUUGGAAGGCAACUUACCUCUCCCUGCAGCUUCUGCCCUCCACAAUCUAGCUAACUGUCCUAGUCACAGAACUUGAAGAAGAAACCCUUAGCAAGAGCUUUGGCUGUCUUAGAAGUGAGUUAGCUUAAGUCCAUUUUUGUGCCUCUAACACAAAGAAGUAGAUUGAGCUGAGUCUCUGGAAGCUUUCUGUUUUAUAUCGACAGCUCUAUCUAUUUUUAAAGCAAUGUCACUUUGUUUUGUUUACACAUGUAUUAAAUAUUUGUCAAGAUUACUAUUUUGUUACUCUGUGAAGUUGGUUGCUUGUUUUACCAAAUAAAGUUAUUUUAAUGUCACCAAAGUUAUUUAUAAGAACUAGCAUUUAGAGGAAUAAAGCAUUUUG